AUGGUGAACACAGUGAAUGUAAUUUGGUCACUGGUUAGUUGGGUAGUGAAACUAGCUGGUUUGAUGCUCUACACAGUUGAGAUAGAACCAGGCACAGUAAUGAGAUUUUGGGUUCCUUCUAACACCAUUUCAAAAUCCAACAAACCUAUUUCCAAACCUACUAAACCAGUAGUUGUUCUUCUGCAUGGCUUCUGCGGCGACGGACUUGCAACAUGGCAGUUCCAACUCACCCCUCUAGCCAAAAACUACGACGUUUAUGUUCCAGACUUAAUUUUCUUCGGUGGAUCCAUAACCGAUAAGCCAGACCGGUCACUGGCUUUUCAAGCGGAGUGUGUGGCGGCCGGGUUAAAGAAACUCGGCGUGGAGAAGUGUGUGGUGGUUGGAUUCAGUUAUGGUGGAAUGGUGGCGUUUAAAAUGGCUGAGAUGUAUCAUGAAUUGGUGCAAGCGGUGGUUGUAACUGGUUCAGUUUUGGCAAUUUCGGAGUGUAUGAUUAGUAAGGCAGUGGAAGAUGCUGGAUUUUCUUCUUGCUCGGAAAUGCUGAUGCCGUCUUCUAUAGAUGGAGUGAGGGCUCUUCUUUCUGUUGGUUUCUACAAAAACAUUAUGUUUCCCAAUCGUCUGCUAAGUGAUUUUAUUGAGGUGAUGUUCUCAAAUAGGAAAGAGAGAGGUGAAUUAUUAGAGGCCUUAGUCAAUAGUUACAAAGACAUCAACAUCCCGAAAUUUCCGCAGCAAAUAUUUCUUUUAUGGGGUGAGAAAGACAAACUUUUCAAACCAGAGGUUGCACAAAAGAUGAUAGGUAAGCUUGGAAAUAAAGCAACAUUUCAAGAGAUAGAGGAGGCUGGUCACUUGGCUCACUUGGAGAGACCAAGUAUUUAUAAUAGGUGCCUUAAACGGUUUCUUUCUUCAGUUAUGCAUGGCGAAAGAAAAUAA
Messenger RNA from Vicia faba (fava bean), 927 nucleotides. Lineage: Eukaryota; Viridiplantae; Streptophyta; Magnoliopsida; Fabales; Fabaceae. The record is from the annotation of a GenBank genome assembly.